AUGAAACCUGGAAGCAGAGCAGAGUACAACGGCACCAGAGAAAGGGGAAAAAUGGAGGAGCACUGCUCAGAGAUGGUGGCGGCAAUGAACUCACGGCGGUGGGUCGUGGUGAUUAGAGGGAACAGAGAGGAGACAAAGCAGGGGCGAAGUGAGAAGGAGAAGGUGAGGAAGGGAGGAAGAGCGAGGGAAGAAGAAAGAGGGGGUGUGUGGUCGCGGGAUGCUCGCCGGCGACAAUGGAGGUUGCGGCAGCAACGGCAACGGAGUCGUGAGAAUGAGGGAGGGAGGGAAAAAGAGAAAGAAAGAGAGUUGGGGACGAGAAGAGAAGGUAACGCGGUGGUUAACGGAGGCAAAAUGUGGUCGCCGGACUGGAGGGUGUUGGGGGUCGAGGGGCUCGAAGGGUGGGGAUGGACGGAGAAGAAGAGGGAGAGACGUUGGGGAGGGGGUGAAGGAGUGCGUGACUGCGCUAGGGCUUUCGCGUCCCUGGGGGUUAGUAAAUUUUGA
Molecule: messenger RNA, 501 nt
Organism: Arachis ipaensis
Lineage: Eukaryota; Viridiplantae; Streptophyta; Magnoliopsida; Fabales; Fabaceae
Source: RefSeq, a predicted model, not a curated record